AUGUCGGCGAUCAAGAGAACCGCGCCCCCUGCGAUGGAAGCAGCUUCCGCUUCUUCAAAGAGACCCCGUCAAGAUACCGACGAGCCUGGUCUUCAUGUCAUCUUCGUUGCCACCAGCCACCACAACGAUAUCGGUGAAGAAGGCCAUGACUGCAGAAUCCCCUGCGACCCAUCUCUUGGCUCGUUUGAAGCUGGCGAUGUCCUAGGCAGUUUGACCCCUCAGAGACUUCAGGAACUGGAAGUCGAUCUGGGUCCUGGACUUGUCAGCAACAUCGGCCCCAAAGAGAUACAGACGAAUGGUCUACUCGACUUAGCUGCUCGUCUCGCAAGAUCACAGAAGUUCAAACCAAAGCUGAUUCAGCCCGUCUGGAACGACCGUGUCGUCCUUCUUCAUCAGCAGGUUCUCACCAUGCUUUGCGCUGAAAGAACUCAACGCGUUACGGUUGAGUACUGCACUCUCGACUGGAUCACGCGCCUCAUCAAGAAAGGAGGCAAUUCUCUCGCUGACCAGUUUUGCGACCACAACCGCCCCAUUGUCUUCUACAUCCCACUUGAACCAAAAGAUUGGAGCCUUCAUCCUAAAGUUCGCUCUCUCUACGAAGCCAUCGAUGCACUCCAGCAUUUGUUCAACAACGUCAGCGUUUAUCCGACACAUCACGAGAGCUGGAACUACGGAUUCAAAAUUCCCGACAUCAAGGCACUGGAUUGUAUCGCAACUAAAGACUCCACACCCGAGCCAUACAGUCACAGGCCCAAGACAUGCCUGGGCACUGGACCCUGCGGCCUUGACGAAACACAGGGGUCGUCCCAAUUCGUCAGGUUCGCGCUGAGUGAUCACGCGGACUACAUACAUCAUGUCAAAAUCCCGAACUACAACAAGUCCAUUCACGACCAGCCCUUCACACAGGAAUCAGACACCGUCAAGAGAGUUAUUCACCAGCAGUGUUUUCCCUCUGUCUCUGAAUGGGGUUACAUCCGCGUUUUCAUGGUCGGCAAUCGGAUCAUUACCCGCAGCUUCACCUCAAGCGACCAACGAAACGUACACAGCACAUCUACUCUUCGCUCCGAUUGCCACUUCGACUUUCGCGCCGAUGGUCUUCGAGUUCCAGAUGCGGACCCAGAAGUGACUGAGCGACAGGAGGCAAAGCUGAAGGAACUCGACAGCUUUUGCAAGUGGUGGCAGCAUCAGCUCAUUACGCAUGAUCCUGAACUCUUUGAGUCUCUCAAUGUCGGAUGUGUCUUGAGAAUCGGCCUGACUGAAGCAAGUCUUGAUGGAAAGUUCUUCAUCAUCUCGGUUCACAGAUGGUUUGCGUCUCCCUUUUUCAGCAUGGACUUGACAGCCAAGCCCUUCGAUCAGUUUUGCAAGGCAUUUGGGGAGCAGUUUGCACGAGUGUAUGGGUCCUUUGCUGCAGCGGAUGUGCCGGAUAUUUGA
Fusarium tjaetaba is the source of this 1431-nucleotide messenger RNA. RefSeq lists its product as uncharacterized. The record is from RefSeq and is a predicted model, not a curated record. Lineage: Eukaryota; Fungi; Ascomycota; Sordariomycetes; Hypocreales; Nectriaceae. The transcript has a single exon. Bases 1 to 1431 code for a protein of 476 amino acids.